Messenger RNA from Tuber aestivum (summer truffle), 602 nucleotides. The record is from the annotation of a GenBank genome assembly. NCBI's taxonomy places the organism in Eukaryota, Fungi, Ascomycota, Pezizomycetes, Pezizales, Tuberaceae.
CACCAAAAUUAUUCCUUUGAAUACAUAACGGGCGAUGAGGGUGGUGCAAUAGCGUGGUUCGUGGGAGACCUGGAAACCUUCCGUCUACUAGGACCCCGCCAUCGGGCCAAAUGGAGAUAUUGGUCAAUGGGAGGGAGGUCUCUCGUGAGCCAGUGUCUGUCGCCCUAAAUUUAAGAUUCAGUUCCUCGUGGAACUGGAUGGACUGGGAAAAACUUGGGGUACGGAAAAGCGAUAGGUAUAUAUGAUACGCUCCGAGAUACACGCUGACUUUACCAGGCCAAAACUUGAGGAAGGAGUGAUAGUGAAUAUUGAUAAUGUUCGCCUUUACCUGGAGGAGGGAAAGGAGUCUAUUACUUGUGACCCGCGUGAGCAUUCUAUCAUACUUCACGAAUUUUCUGGUCUUCAGCACUGGUUGGGUGCCUGGUUAUCCCACCACGGAUUACAUUGGGAAGCACCAAAAGGCAUAUACUAAUUUUAAUUUUACCGCGAGUAUUUCCCGGUACUGAGAGACCUUAUAAGGGAGGAAAGAUAGCAUUUGUGCAGGGCAUGCAUGGGAGGACACUGGUUACCCGUGUCCAAGGAACAAGUUAAUGCAUAGGUGU